Messenger RNA from Triticum dicoccoides, 913 nucleotides. Its product is annotated as ervatamin-B-like. Bases 66 to 845 code for a protein of 259 amino acids. The record is from RefSeq and is a predicted model, not a curated record. Gene Ontology annotation, molecular function: cysteine-type peptidase activity. Gene Ontology annotation, biological process: proteolysis. The transcript is spliced from 2 exons. NCBI's taxonomy places the organism in Eukaryota, Viridiplantae, Streptophyta, Magnoliopsida, Poales, Poaceae.
UCACACACAACGAUCUGAUCAGAGAGACUAGUGGAGAGCAAGGGAAAAACUUGCACUAGGAGCUGAUGAUGGAGCUGGCCAAGACGAUCGCGCUGCUGGUGUGCCUCCUAGGCACAGCGGGAGGCACAUCGGGGGCAAAUUGCAUCCCGCGGACGAGGUCGGCGACCUUCACGCCGCGCUCAGCCGCUAGUUUCUUUACUGCUCGCACACCGCCACCGACGGUCGACUGGCGUGCGCAUGGUGCUGUCACGCCGGUCAUGGACCAGGGAGUUCUCGGUUCCUGCUGGGCUAUCUCGACGGCGGGCGCCAUCGAGGGGCUGCACAAGAUCCGCUCCGGAAGACUUGUCCGCCUAUCGAGCCAGCAGAUAUACGACUGCUCCAACAAAAGCAUGAUCGAGUCGCACCUCAGGGCGUACGACUGGGUGCUCCUCAACGGAGGCGUCGCCUCCGAGGAGACGUACCCGUACGUGGACCGAGUCCAGGACUGCAAGCGGGAGAAGCUGCAUAUGAUCUCCGCGUCCAUCACAAGCUUCGUGUGGACCAUACGAACCGAGCAAGAGCUCCUGCACGCCGUCACUCAGCAGCCGGUGACCGUCAAGAUGUCGGUCGAGCCAGCAAGCUUCCUCAACUACACAGGAGGCAUCUUCUCGGGACCGUGCGGGCAUGCUGGCCACUCCAUGUUGGCAGUGGGUUAUGGCGUCCUCGCCGACGGCAGAAAAUACUGGAUCUUAAAAGGUUCUUACGGCGUUCAUUGGGGUGACCACGGCUACUUCUACGUGCAACGUGGACCUGGCCACGAUGCAGGCCUCUGCGGCAUUGCGAAUUACGCCGCACAUCCGGUCUAGACUCUAGACUACUACUCCAUCCGUCUUAAUGAUGGAGGCUUACAAAGUUUGGUCAAGUUUGUAAGGAA